GUAUAACACGUUAAAAAAUAUAUUAUCGUUCGAUAAUAAGACUUAAUCGUAAUUCAAUUUCGAGGUUAGUAGUCGAAUUUCGAUGGGCGAUCCGUUCUCGAUUUAAAGAUAUGACGACAAUAAUGGACCGGUACGUCGUAGAACGACAAUAAUAUUACGAGCUAAGUGUGUAAAGAAUCAUCUGGUGUUACAGCUUUCUAAACGAAAGUAUCGAUAAGCAUUAAAGAUUAACCGCACAAUUCUUUUUCCGACGCUUUUGCGACCGCAAAACUGUUAGCAAACACCACCGCGAGGCCAGCGUACGUUUCUGUUAUCGCCCUGUCUAGAAAAUCAACAUGCGGGAGAGUUGUUUAUUGCGCUUUACGUUCGAUUAAUUCUUUUUAUAUGACGAAUAAAAUAAUGAAAUUGUCGAUUGUACUAACUUAAAGUGAAGGUAUUUCGCCGUCGAAUGUUUGUCCUUUUUCGCGGUAACGUACGCAUUUUCGUAUCUUUUCGUCGUUUCAUACAAAUUCACAAUCCUCAAUAGCUCAUUUUUCCGGCAUUUUAGCGCGCGCAUUUCAAUUCGUCUUCUUGUCUAACCAGCACGUUAACGUAUUCUUUGACUUGUCCAUUCUUCUUUUAACUUCACACACACACACACACACACACGCGCACGCACUUUCACGUAAUUCCUCACUUUCCCCUCACGAAAUCAUCUUUAAUUCGUCCAUACAUUUAUUCAUCCGUAUAUUUAUUCACUAAUAACGUUCUCUCGUCUGCCGAAUUCUUCGUCGUCGCACUCAUUUUCGAGUCUCUCCGUAGGUUACUCCUCGCGCACGCCGCAAACCGACGUCUAUGAUUAACUCGUACGAUCGAAUGAUUUACAUCUAGCGAGAGCAGAUUUUCCGGUUGGCCGAUAAUUGCUUGAAACAGUUUCGUGAUUUAUGAUCGUUGCUUCCUCUUGUGCUAUGUUAUUAAAACGAUUUAUUAUAUCUAAUUCCUUUGUAAAUCCAUCAUGGCUAAAUCGUAAUUUAGAGGUGAAAAAUGUCGAAAUAAUGCGAAAUAAAUUCUUUCUUUUUUUUUUAAUUUUCUUUCCAUCGUACCCGUAAUACGUAUUUUUUAAUCUAUUCGCAUGCUUCUUUUUCUCCGGAACUCGAAAAGAGGAUCGUGGAGGACGAUGAGAAGGAAGGGAGAUGGAGAAAGGAUGGUUUUAUCUGCAAGUACGCGAAUAACGGAGGAACGAAUCACUCGGAGAAAGGUCGCGAGAAGAGAGAAGGAAACGCGCGACGUUGCCUCCAAGAGUACUGGAGCAGAACUGAGGUUCACCACCUUGUACCAGAGAGGACAACGGGAGGAAGAGGAACGUGCCUUUCUGUGUACUAGCGGAGAAGCGCUUAGUACUAUAGAAACAAAAAUCUUCGCGAGAAGAUGGCUGAUCUUGAUGAUCUUCGUAAUAUACAGUGCCAGCAACGCAAUGCAAUGGAUUCAAUACAGUAUUAUCGCGAACAUAGUCGAACGUUAUUACAAAGUUUCAAGUUUUCUAGUGGAUAUGACGAGCAUGAUAUAUAUGAUAACGUACAUUCCAUUCAUAUUUCCAGCUAGUUAUCUUCUCGAUAAAUUCGGACUCCGAUUUGCCGUUAUAGUUGGAGCAGUCGGAACGGCGCUCGGUGCAUGGAUAAAAGUUUUUAGUGUUUCACCAGAUCUAUUUUGGCUUACCUUUAUUGGUCACACGUUGGUCGCCGUUAGCCAAACUUUCGUUCUAUCCGUUCCUGCUCGAUUAGCAGCUGUUUGGUUCGGUCCCGACCAAGUUAGUAGCGCCUGUAGCAUCGGCGUUUUUGGAAAUCAGUUGGGUAUAGCCAUAGGUUUUCUAUUUCCACCGAUCUUAGUACCAAACAGCGAUGAUAUUGCCGUAGUCGCGCAUGGCCUUCAAAUCAUGUUCUACAUCGUUGCAGCCCUCACGUCUAUCAUAUUAGUAUUAAUAUUUCUCUUCUUUAAAGCGCAACCACCCCUUCCUCCCAGUCCGGCGCAAGCCGUACAAAGAGAGAACGAUACGCCAGAAGAUUUUAUACAAUCCAUUAAGAGGCUCUUCACCAAUGUGGGAUACCUGUUGCUUUUAUUGAGCUAUGGUAUAAACGUCGGGAUAUUCUACGCGAUCAGUACACUUCUCAAUCAAAUCAUUUUAGAAUAUUUCCCGGGACACGAAACAGAUGCUGGUAGAAUCGGCUUGACCAUCGUAUGUGCCGGAAUGUUGGGUUCGGUAAUCUGUGGUAUCGCGUUAGAUAAAACGCAUAAGUUCAAAGAGACGACUCUUGGAAUUUAUUUCUUCUCCUUCCUGGGUAUGAUCGUUUUCACGUUUACUCUGGACAUCGGUCGGAUAUACGUCGUUUACAUUACAUCCGCUUUACUUGGAUUUUUCAUGACCGGUUAUUUACCGGUAGGUUUCGAGCUCGCUGCUGAAUUAACCUAUCCAGAACCAGAAGGAACGUCCGCAGGAUUGCUCAACGCCACUACACAGGUAUUAGGUAUAGUCUUCACGAUCCUCUAUGGUUAUCUGAUCAAACUAGUGAGCGAUUUAUGGGCUAAUAUAGUUUUAUGCAUCGCCCUAGCCAUUGGAGCCUUUCUCACAACGAUAAUACCCAACGAUCUUAGAAGACAGAACGCUAAAUUCUAAAAUACAUAACGAAAGUACAAAUGUAGGCCGUAAACUGGGCGUCGAGAGAUAUUAUUUUUUUGAAGCUUAAACGACGGUGACCUUUCCAUACUGUUGCAUACGUGUUUUAUUUAAUACGAUCUAUCGUUCAUCGGAAAGCGUACUCGCAAUCGUCGUCCUCGACUUUAAUAGAAUAUUAAAUAUCAUAACGAUAAUGAGAUUUGCGUCACGACCAAAUAUUUUUAUUGAAUAUAAUCUAACAAUAAGUAGAAAGUAAGAAACGUUGAUCCCUGAAUUCGUAGAUGAAUAUUUUUUUCAGCAAGAUAUAUAUAUAUAAAAUAUAAAUAUAUACAUAAAAUAUAUACAAUAUAUAUAUAUAUAUAUAUAUAUAUAUAUUUUUCUAGAUGGAUUGACAGAAAAAGGUAAAAUUGCAGGACAAUAGAUACAAUAAUAAUAAAAAUAAUAUAAAAAGAAUAUUUUUAGUACGUAGAAUCGUAGAUAUAGGAUAUUAUGAUGCUGUGCAUCGAACACCGUAAUUAUAUUUUGUGUAUGAUUAAAGAAAAUGGAAUUAGAAUUAAAUUAAGGUGUACCUUAUCUUCGUUUUUACUUUCUAUUGAAAGAGAAUGAUAAAGAGAAGUGUCAAUAUCGUAUAUAGAGUUCCUAGAAAAAGUGAUAAAUCAGAUGUCAUAUAUAUAUACAUACAUACAUACACAUAUAUAAGAUAUCACAUAUUUUAACUCGCAUCUUUCUAUUUAGCAAAACUUGAUAAAAUAUUUUUAAAAUGAA
Messenger RNA from Vespa mandarinia (Asian giant hornet), 3415 nucleotides. RefSeq names its product choline/ethanolamine transporter flvcr2a. Gene Ontology annotation, cellular component: membrane. Gene Ontology annotation, biological process: heme export; transmembrane transport. The record is from RefSeq and is a predicted model, not a curated record. Gene Ontology annotation, molecular function: heme binding; heme transmembrane transporter activity. Lineage: Eukaryota; Metazoa; Arthropoda; Insecta; Hymenoptera; Vespidae.